Messenger RNA from Psammomys obesus (fat sand rat), 5829 nucleotides. It is a transcript of the gene Itga6, whose product is annotated as integrin subunit alpha 6. Lineage: Eukaryota; Metazoa; Chordata; Mammalia; Rodentia; Muridae. The transcript has 25 exons. Gene Ontology annotation, cellular component: external side of plasma membrane; integrin complex. Gene Ontology annotation, molecular function: integrin binding. Gene Ontology annotation, biological process: cell-matrix adhesion; integrin-mediated signaling pathway; leukocyte migration. Bases 205 to 3480 code for a protein of 1091 amino acids. The record is from RefSeq and is a predicted model, not a curated record.
GCUGCCGGGUCCGGGCGCGGGGGAGCUGCCGGACGAGGGAGAGCGCGAGCCGGCCGGGGGUGGGGCUGCGCGCAGGGGCCGAGCGAGGCCGAGUGGCCGCAGAGGCGCGCCAGGCAGCCCGGCCCCGAGCCCGCGCGCACGGCGGCCGCCGCCGCCGCUGCAGCAGCAGCAGCAGGUCGGGGUCCCCGCCGGUCGCGCGCGCCCAUGGCGGUCGCGGGCCAGCUGUGCCUGCUCUACCUGUCCGCCGGGCUCCUGGCCCGGCUGGGCGCAGCCUUCAACCUGGACACCCGCGAGGACAACGUGAUCCGGAAAUCGGGGGAUCCCGGGAGCCUCUUCGGCUUCUCGCUCGCCAUGCACUGGCAGCUGCAGCCGGAGGACAAGCGGCUGUUGCUUGUGGGGGCGCCUCGGGCAGAAGCACUUCCUAUGCAGAGGGCGAACAGAACAGGGGGCCUGUACAGCUGUGACAUCACCUCUCGGGGACCUUGCACACGGAUUGAAUUUGAUAACGAUGCUGAUCCUAUGUCAGAAAGCAAGGAAGACCAGUGGAUGGGAGUCACUGUCCAGAGCCAAGGUCCAGGUGGCAAAGUGGUGACGUGUGCACACAGAUAUGAGAAAAGGCAGCACGUUAACACAAAGCAGGAGUCCAGGGACAUCUUCGGAAGGUGUUACGUCCUGAGCCAGAAUCUCAAGAUUGAAGACGAUAUGGAUGGAGGAGACUGGAGUUUCUGUGACGGCCGAUUGAGAGGUCAUGAAAAAUUUGGUUCUUGUCAGCAAGGGGUAGCAGCUACUUUCACUAAAGACUUUCACUACAUUGUGUUUGGAGCUCCCGGUACUUACAACUGGAAAGGGAUCGUCCGUGUAGAGCAAAAGAAUAACACUUUUUUUGACAUGAACAUCUUUGAAGACGGGCCCUAUGAGGUUGGCGGAGAGACUGACCAUGAUGAAAGCCUCGUGCCCGUUCCUGCCAACAGUUAUCUAGGCUUUUCGUUGGACUCGGGGAAGGGCAUUGUUUCUAAAGAUGACAUCACUUUUGUAUCUGGUGCCCCAAGAGCCAAUCACAGCGGGGCUGUGGUUUUGCUCAAAAGAGACAUGAAGUCCGCACAUCUUCUCCCUGAGUAUAUAUUUGAUGGAGAGGGCCUGGCUUCCUCCUUUGGCUAUGACGUGGCUGUGGUGGACCUCAACGCAGAUGGGUGGCAAGACAUCAUUAUCGGAGCCCCACAGUAUUUUGACAGAGACGGGGAAGUUGGGGGUGCGGUGUACGUCUACAUUAAUCAGCAAGGCAGAUGGCGCAACGUGAAGCCAGUUCGCCUUAACGGGACCAAAGAUUCCAUGUUCGGAAUUGCGGUAAAGAAUAUCGGCGACAUCAAUCAAGACGGCUAUCCAGAUAUCGCUGUUGGAGCUCCCUACGAUGAUCUGGGGAAGGUUUUCAUCUAUCACGGAUCCCCAACUGGCAUAAUUACCAAACCAACACAGGUCCUUGAGGGUACAUCGCCUUACUUUGGAUAUUCGAUUGCUGGGAACAUGGACCUGGAUAGGAACUCCUACCCUGAUGUUGCUGUUGGCUCCCUCUCAGACUCAGUGACCAUUUUCAGAUCCCGGCCAGUGAUUAACAUUCUGAAAACCAUCACGGUGACCCCUAAUAGAAUUGACCUCCGCCAGAAGUCCAUGUGUGGGUCACCUAGUGGGAUAUGCCUCAAGGUUAAAGCCUGUUUUGAAUAUACAGCGAAACCCUCUGGCUAUAAUCCUCCAAUAUCCAUCGUGGGCAUACUUGAAGCUGAAAAAGAAAGACGGAAAGCUGGGCUGUCAUCCCGCGUUCAGUUUCGAAACCAAGGUUCUGAGCCAAAGUAUACUCAGGAGCUCACCCUGAACAGGCAGAAGCAGCGGGCUUGCAUGGAGGACACCCUCUGGCUGCAGGAGAACAUCAGAGACAAGCUGCGGCCCAUCCCCAUCACCGCCUCGGUGGAAAUCCGGGAGCCCAGCACCCGCCGGCGCGUGAACUCGCUUCCCGAAGUUUUUCCCAUCCUGAACUCCAAUGAUGCCAAAACAGUCCAGACAGAUGUGCACUUCUUAAAGGAGGGAUGUGGAGACGACAAUGUCUGUAACAGCAACCUUAAGCUAGAGUAUAAAUUUUGCACCCGAGAAGGAAAUCAAGACAAAUUCUCUUACCUUCCAAUUCAAAAAGGCAUCCCAGAAUUAGUCCUAAAAGAUCAGAAAGACAUAGCUCUGGAAAUAACAGUGACCAAUGGCCCCUCGGAUCCGAGGAAUCCCAGGAAAGAUGGCGACGAUGCUCACGAAGCCAAGCUCGUAGCGACGUUCCCAGACACUCUGACGUACUCGGCCUACAGAGAACUCAGGGCUUUCCCCGAGAAGCAGCUGAGCUGUGUCGCCAACCAGAAUGGCUCCCAAGCAGACUGUGAGCUCGGAAAUCCUUUCAAGAGAAAUUCCAGUGUUACUUUUUAUCUGAUUUUAAGUACAACUGAGGUCACCUUUGACACCACAGAUCUGGAUAUUAAUCUGAAGUUGGAAACAACAAGCAAUCAGGAUAAUUUGGCUCCAAUUACUGCAAAAGCAAAAGUGGUUAUUGAAUUGCUUUUAUCGGUCUCCGGAGUCGCUAAACCUUCGCAGGUGUAUUUUGGAGGUACAGUUGUUGGUGAACAAGCGAUGAAAUCUGAAGAUGAAGUAGGGAGUUUAAUAGAGUAUGAAUUCAGGGUGAUUAACUUAGGUAAACCUCUUAAAAACCUCGGCACAGCGACCUUGAAUAUACAGUGGCCCAAGGAAAUUAGAAACGGCAAAUGGUUGCUUUAUCUGGUGAAAGUAGAAUCCAAAGGUUUGGAGCAGAUCGUUUGUGAGCCACACAGUGAAAUAAACUUCCUGAAGCUGAAGGAGUCUCACAACUCAAGAAAGAAACGGGAGGUUCCUGAAAAACUGAUAGAUGACAGCAGGAAAUUUUCUUUAUUUUCUGAAAGAAAAUACCAGACCCUCAACUGCAGCACCAACGUGAACUGUGUGAACAUCCGGUGCCCGCUCCGAGGGCUGGACAGCAAGGCCUCCCUCAUUCUGCGCUCCAGGCUGUGGAACAGUACAUUUCUAGAGGAGUACUCCAAACUGAACUACUUGGACAUUCUCGUGCGGGCUUCCAUCGAUGUGACCGCUGCUGCUCAGAACAUCAAGCUCCCCCACGCGGGCACUCAGGUUCGUGUGACGGUGUUUCCCUCAAAGACGGUAGCUCAGUAUUCAGGAAUAGCUUGGUGGAUCAUCCUCCUGGCUGUCCUUGCUGGGAUUUUGAUGCUGGCUCUGUUAGUGUUUUUACUGUGGAAGUGUGGAUUCUUUAAGCGCUCCAGGUACGACGACAGCGUUCCCCGAUACCACGCUGUGCGGAUCCGGAAAGAAGAGCGAGAGAUCAAGGACGAAAAACACAACGACAACCUCGAAAAAAAACAGUGGGUCACAAAGUGGAACGAAAACGAAAGUUACUCAUAGAGGGCACAGGAAACCUCGCACUACCCGAAAUCCCUCCUGUUUCUUCCAGCUCAGAAAUUCAGGUGGCUUCAGCCUGCUUGGCCUGGCGACAGAGCACGGGACCUGCAGUAUAUCAGCUGUGGAUAGCGUCACACCUAAGGCUCCUGUUUUGCACAGCCAAAUUUAAAACUAACAGGGUGGAUUUUUUUUUUUUUUUCUUUAACUGCCUUAAUUUAACUUUCCGGGUUGCCUUUGGUUUUUGGUGUGGCUGAGUGAACACCCUGGGACCGUCUCUCCUGAUAGCACAGCUAGAGGAAGGCCCCACCACCGCCGGUGCUCACGGAGCCCCCAUCCCAGCCUGUCCCCACAAGCACCCCUUCCCAGAAGGUCGGAGAGCCUGCAGGUUGACUGCCCCCUGGCUCAGGACCCCGCCACCGGAUAGCUGUGUCUCUGUUGAAAGUUCUGUCUUGAAUGUGCAAUAGAAGGUGAUGUUCCCAUUCGGCCUCCUCUCUCCAUUCCCCGGAAGUGAGGGUCCUCGCCGGUGCUAACCGCACACAGGUUCCUUUCUUUCGCCCUCAUCACUGAAGCACACGUGCGACAGACUUGAAUGCUAGUUACAUUUGUUUAUAUUAUGAUAUUUAUUUUUUUUUUUUUCUUCAAGCCAUCUUGCUGUUGGCAAAUAGGCCAAAGAUGCUUCAGGUUGGUUUAGGCAAUCAGAAUGCGAACCUGGGAGGUCGGUUCUUUUUGUUGUUGUUGUUUUGCUCAGAUCUUAAUUACUACCACAAAAAGAAAGUUCUUUAUAAACAUGCAAGGGUCGUUGUAAUAACUUAAGCUUCUCUGUAAAUGAUAUCACCUCCUUCCUGGCAGACUCAGAAAGUUUGACAAAGGAGGUUAGCUGUAGGAUGUUUCGUCCUCACCCAGAAUCGGGUGGUUUCAUGGUUUUCAGCCCUGUGUGGAACUGUUGAACUGUGUGCUGUAAGCGCAGAUCUCUUGGAGGAAGGGAGCUUGCUCACUGAACUCUGCGGUCUGUGUGCUCGCCGCUGCCGGCACUGUGCAUUCAGUGCUGAAGUGAGCACCUCGGUGGAUCCAGACCAAUCCAGUGCCAGACUACUGAAGCGCAUCCGUUGCCAAGAUGGCCACACCAGACGGACAGAGGGCCACAGCACUGAGCUGCUAAGUGUCAGCUCAACCAGAGAGUCCAUGUUUGAUUUUUUUUUUUUAAUUGUUCACCCCAAACUAAAUUCUUCUAAAUGAUUUGUGACUACUUUGACAAGACCUUUAGGCCUGAAGCAGGAGGGUUAGCUCAUUGCUAGCGUGCUCACCUAGCAUGCCUGGGCCCACGUUGGUUUUCAUUUGUUUGUAAAAAUGAUAGGAGGGGGAAACCAGUUAUUUUUCUAUAUAUUCAACAGAGAUUGACUACAUUAUCAAAGCUGAGCUUUUAACUGUGCUUUAAAAUAAUUAAGUUAUAUGGGGAGCAAUAGCAAACAGGUGCUAAUUUGGCUGGAUAUUGUGUAAGCAGUUCUCUGCCUUUUUUUUAAGACUGGGUCUUGAGUAACCCAGGCUGGCCUUGAAAUUCUGAUCUUCCUGCCUCCCCAUUCCAGGGCUGGGCUAUGAUUGUAGGUGUGUGCCACCACACUUGGCUUCAUUCAGUGCAACUGACACCAGGCUUUGUGCAAGCUAGACCAGCACUGUGCCCCAGCCCUUUUAAAACAAGAAAACACUGCUAAAUGUACCACUGUUGCUUUGGAGUUCUCUCUCUCUCUCUCUCUCUCUCUCUUUCUCUCUUUCAUAAAACAUUAUACCUUUACGAUAGCAAAGCCUUUUAUUCUGGUUCUACUUUGGCAUCUUCACUCAAAAAUAAUUUUACAAAUGAUACCUUGUUUACAGAAAGUUCUCUGCCACAGGUCCUAAUAGUGUUUAAAGUCUCAGUUUCUUGCUUGGGUAGCUUGAAGCCUCACACGUUGGCUUUAGAGGACACAGCAAAGAAGCUGAUAGCUUGACAGUGUUUGUAGAUCUUUGUUGUAAAACUGAAUGUCCUGGAAAGCGUUGGGAGGGAGUUCAACAACAAAGAAACAAGAAUGUCAUGCUGUUUAAAUUUAUAGUUGUUUAAAAUGUCAUCUCAAGUCGAGUCACUGGUCUGUUUGCAUUUGAUAGGUUUUUAUACUAACUAGCAUUGUAAAAAUUAUUUCAUGAUUAGAAAAAUACCUGUGGAUAUUUGUAUAAAAGUGUGAAAUAAAUUUUUUAUGAAAACAUUCAAAGCUUGUUAACACAGCAUUGUGUACGUAAAAGCAAACUCUAAAAGUAUAAAUGACAACCUGUGUUGCCUUUCUUUGUACUUCAUCAAACCAAAGUAAAGCUUUCAAUAUUUUU